AUGAACAGAUACAGUGGGGCUCUGUUGAACAUUGAGAGAAAAGAUAGACAAAACUUUGAUUAUGGGAGACCUAACUGGAUAAAUAACAUCCAUAACAACAACAAUAACAAUAAACAAGGCAGAUUUAGUGGCAAUAAUUAUGGGAAUUUUCUCACAGAAAGAGAACAGAUGCAACAUAAUCAGAAUUACAUGCAGACAGAAAUGAUAACAGAUUAUUAUAAAACAGAGACAGAGAAUAUUCACAAUGUGAGAGCUUAUGAUGAUGAUGAUGUUAAGACAAUAACCACUGAUAAUAAUCAGUUAUUAAAUUUUGUUUGUGAUGAUGACAGAGUAGUAGAGGUACUUCAAAUGAAUAUAGCUACCCUUGAUGAAGAAUAUUAG
This is a messenger RNA of Schistocerca americana (American grasshopper), 381 nucleotides long. RefSeq lists its product as uncharacterized. NCBI's taxonomy places the organism in Eukaryota, Metazoa, Arthropoda, Insecta, Orthoptera, Acrididae. The transcript has 2 exons. The coding region runs from base 1 to 381 and encodes 126 amino acids. The record is from RefSeq and is a predicted model, not a curated record.